Messenger RNA from Plectropomus leopardus (leopard coralgrouper), 3086 nucleotides. It is a transcript of the gene acsl2, whose product is annotated as acyl-CoA synthetase long chain family member 2. Gene Ontology annotation, cellular component: membrane; endoplasmic reticulum. Gene Ontology annotation, biological process: long-chain fatty acid metabolic process. Gene Ontology annotation, molecular function: long-chain fatty acid-CoA ligase activity. The record is from RefSeq and is a predicted model, not a curated record. Lineage: Eukaryota; Metazoa; Chordata; Actinopteri; Perciformes; Serranidae.
CUGUGCACACGGAUUUCAUCAGUCACAUUUUAUUUUGAAGGUUUUGACCGGAGAUGUACGUACACCGUUUACAGCUUGACGUGUGGACAGAUUUCGAUGGCUCUGCAGCCGAAGUUAUAACUGUGGAGCACAAUCUAAGAAACAACUGGAAGCCAGCGUGGUUUACCGAGCUAUGCAUUUCCAGGAGUGGUUAAGGUCACUACGCUACAGCGCUGGACUCAAAGGAUCUGAAUCUGAGGACCUCUGGGGUCUCCUGCCGUCUCUGCCCCUGUCCUCCUUCUCCCUGUCCUCCCUGUCUCUGUCACCCUCCUCUCUGCUGGGUUUAGGAGCCCUCGCCUCUCUCACCGCGUACUGGCUGGUCACCCGUCCUCGACCCAUGCGUCCUCCCUGUGAUCUGCAAGCCCAGUCUGUAGCUGUGAACGGAGAUCCCAGCUGCAGACGAUCGGCUCUACUUAAAGAUGACUCACUCCUUGAGUUUUACUACGAUGACACAAGGACGGCCUAUGACAUGUUCCAGAGAGGCCUGAGGAUUGCAGGAAAUGGCCCGUGUCUUGGCUUCAGAAAGCCAGGGCAGCCGUACGAGUGGAUCUCCUACACUGAGGUGGCGGAGCGGGCACAGGUGCUCGGCUCUGGGCUGUUGGCCAAAGGCUGCCAGCCAAACCCGCAGCAAUUUGUUGGGAUUUUUGCACAAAACAGACCAGAGUGGAUCAUCUCAGAGUUAGCCUGCUACACCUACUCCAUGGCGGUGGUGCCACUGUAUGACACGCUGGGGCUGGAGGCCAUGGUCCACAUACUCAACCUGGCGGAGAUCUCUCUGGUGAUCUGUGACCGGGAGGAGAAGGCAGCGUCUUUGUUGGAGAACAAGGAGAAAGGCGUGACUCCGACACUCUCCUGCCUGGUUCUAUUUAACAAUUUCAGCGAUGCUUUUGUGGAGAGGGCAAAGAACUGCGAGGUGGAGGUUUUGAAGCUGGAGCAGCUCAUGGAACUGGGAAGGCAGAACCUCAAAGAUCCCAUGCCGCCCCAGCCUCAGGAUCUGGCCGUGGUUUGCUUCACCAGUGGAACCACAGGGAAGCCCAAGGGAGCCAUGAUCACCCACGGCAACAUCGCCUCCAACACUUCCUCUGUCAUUAAGAUCCUGGAGGGUUCGUUUGUGAUCCGACAAGAGGAUGUGUCGAUCUCUUACUUGCCGCUUGCCCACAUGUUUGAGAGGAUGAUUCAGGUCUCUAUGUUCUGCCACGGGGCCAGAGUAGGGUUCUACCAAGGCGACAUUUCUCUCCUUAUGGACGACAUAAAAACCCUCAAACCAACCUUCUUCCCUGUUGUGCCACGGUUACUCAAUCGCAUCUAUGACAAGAUCCUAGGUUCUGUGACCUCUCCGCUGCGACGGGCUUUGCUUCACUACGCAGUGAGGAGAAAGCAGGCGGAGCUCAGCAGCGGGGUUGUACGUAACAACAGUCUGUGGGACAAACUGGUGUUUAACAGGAUUCAGGCCAGUUUAGGGGGUAAUCUGCGUUUCGCCCUGACUGCUUCAGCACCAAUCUCCCCCACUGUGCUGUCCUUCCUCAGAGCCACUCUGGGCUGCCUGAUCUUUGAGGGCUACGGGCAAACAGAGUGCACUGCAGGCUGCACGUUCUCCAUGCCCGGAGACUGGAGCGCAGGUCAUGUAGGUGCUCCCUUGCCUUGUGCAAAAGUGAAGUUGGUAGACAUUCCUGAUAUGAACUACUAUGCAAAGAAUGGAGAUGGAGAGAUUUGUAUUAGUGGCCCCAGUGUGUUUAGGGGCUAUCUGAAGGACCCAGAGAGGACGGCCGAAGCCUUGGACAGCGACGGCUGGCUGCACAGCGGGGACGUGGGCCAGUGGCUUCCCAACGGGACGCUACGCAUCAUUGACAGGAAGAAGCACAUUUUCAAGUUGUCUCAAGGAGAGUACAUCGCUCCAGAGAAGAUAGAAAAUGUCUACAUGCGUUGUGUUCCUGUGCUACAGGUGUUUGUGCACGGAGAUAGUUUACAGUCUUAUCUCAUAGGCAUAGUUGUGCCUGACCCAGAGGUAUUCGUUGACUGGGCGAAAGAGCGGGGAUUUGUGGGAUCCUAUCAAGAGUUGUGCCAGAAUCCUGAUUUAAAGAACACAGUAUUAGAGGACAUGAAAGCUGUGGGGAAGGAAGCAGGACUGAAGUCUUUCGAACAAGUGAAGGACCUUUAUUUGCAUCCCGAGACAUUCAGCAUUGCCAACGGCCUCCUCACCCCCACACUGAAAAGCAGACGUGCCGACAUCCGGAGAGUCUUUCAGGAACAAAUAUCAAACAUGUACAGCAAGACGGCCAUUUGAAUGACAGUAAUUCACACACAACACCCAAGGGUUACAAGUGUCCAGUAAGGGUUAAAACGAAACAGGGACCUCAGUCAAAUCAUGUUCGUCCAGCAGUGCCUUAUUUUAAAAUAUACAAUAUAUUUUGGAAUAUUGGUAUUUUGCAUCAAAGAAGUUUUAAUUCACGUCCACCUCUCGCACACGUGUAAUGUAUUAACUUCACAUGAAAAAUAACACAGAAUGGGACCAAACCAUUUUUUUUUUAAAAUUCCAAUCCCACUUUGUUUCUAGUAAGAGUUGUGAUUCACGGGGAGAUUUUACUGAUAAGUUAUUGUCUAGUUGUAGAGAUGAAAAUCACAGAAGUUGUUAAAACUUUCAGAGAUGUAAAGUUAGACAUUAAAUUCACGCUGCUCUGUUCGUGUCUCAUACAAGGAUUUUGAAAAGGAACGCUGAUGUGUAUUUGGUGCAUUGUUGCUUGUAGAGCUUCUUUAACUGUAGGUUUGUAUUUUACAGUUGUCGGGCCCUUAUAUCAGCAUGACAUAAGCUUCUGGUUCAAUGCUCGUGCAUUUUUCUAAUCGGUUCUGGAAGAUUUCAUAAAUCAGUGAGAGCAUGUAAUCCUUCAGCUGAAGUUAAAUCAUCAAAUCUAAUGAGGGUUUCAAGCAGAACUUUUCUGGAAAAGAAAGGCUGAAUUGUAUAUACUGCUUAUUUUCAGAUUUAUCGACAGGAAACUACUGAGUAAUUCCUGUAAAGUCAAAUCGAACAGAAAUAAAAAAUACUAAUUGAA